AUGAAUCUUCUUCGCAGUGGGGGCAGCAUUCCCCGCAUUCUACGACCCUCUCGUCCCCAGAGUCUUCUCCGCAUUCGAUGCCCCAUACCGCCCAUCGCGAGCCGGGGAUUCCAUGCCGGUUCGGCAUUGUUGGGGGUUCGGUCUCAGAUUCUCAAGGAUGUUGGUGAAGGUAUCACCGAGGUCCAGAUCAUUCAGUGGUAUGUGGAGGAGGGGGCGCAUAUUGAGGAAUGGAAGCCUCUGUUCCAGUAUCAGUCUGACAAAGCUGUUGACGAUAUCACAUCACGAUACGAAGGCGUGAUCAAGAAGCUUCACUUUGAAGCAGAUGACACGGUACCUACAGGAAGCGCUCUCGUUGAGAUUGAAGUCGAUGAUGCGAAAUACCCAGACGAGAAUCCACAACCUGUGCCCGCCGCGAACCCAGAGCCACUCGAGAAUGCCUCUGCCCCGGAAGUAGCGGCAGUAGCUGAAGCGAUUGAAUCAUCUCAGGUCGAGACACCCGCCGUGCAGAAAUCCGAAGUGCCCGAAGAAGCACCCAAGUCAAAGCAUGCGUCCCUUGCAACCCCAGCUGUGCGAGGGCUCCUCAAAACCCACGGCGUCGACAUUCUCCACAUUAAUGGAACCGGCAAAGAAGGCCGAGUCAUGAAAGAAGACGUUCUCAAAUUCGUCGUCACUCGAGACUCCCCUAGUAGUACACCCUCCAUACCAUCCGUGCCAACCGCCACAGAAACACGCCAAACCGAAACAACCACAAACUUGACCCCAAUCCAAUCAUCCAUGUUCAAAACCAUGACCAAAUCCCUAACCAUCCCCCACUUCCUCUAUGCCGACGAACUCAAGAUCAAUGACAUAACCAGCAUCCGCAAGAAACUCCUCGCGGACCGCGACGCAAAGAAGAUCACAUUCCUCCCCUUCGUCGUCAAAGCGGUCUCUCUCGCCCUAGCCGACUUCCCUCUUCUAAACGCCCGAGUCGACACCACCGAUCCUUCUAAACCAAAACUAAUUAUGCGCUCCAAACACAACAUCGGCAUCGCAAUGGACACACCCAACGGCCUGCUCGUCCCAAACAUUAAAGACGUAGCAUCCCGCUCAAUCCUCGACAUCGCCUCUGAAAUCUCCCGUCUCAGCAGCCUCGGCAAAGAAGGAAAGCUUUCAUCCGCCGAUAUGAGCGGUGGAACGGUUACGGUUUCGAAUAUCGGGAAUAUUGGCGGGACUUAUGUUGCGCCGGUUCUUGUGCCUACUGAGGUCGCUAUUCUUGGGAUUGGGAGGACGAGGGAUGUACCGGUGUUUGAUGAGGCGGGUCAGGUUGUGCGUGGGGAGAUGGUGAACUUUAGUUGGAGUGCAGACCAUCGGGUUGUGGAUGGAGCUACAAUGGCGAGGAUGGGCAACCGCGUUAGGGAAUUGAUUGAGGCGCCGGAGCUUAUGUUGCUUAAUUUGCGAUAG
Messenger RNA from Penicillium atrosanguineum, 1440 nucleotides. RefSeq lists its product as uncharacterized. The record is from RefSeq and is a predicted model, not a curated record. The transcript is spliced from 4 exons. The coding region runs from base 1 to 1440 and encodes 479 amino acids. Gene Ontology annotation, molecular function: lipoic acid binding; acetyltransferase activity. Gene Ontology annotation, cellular component: cytoplasm; mitochondrion. NCBI's taxonomy places the organism in Eukaryota, Fungi, Ascomycota, Eurotiomycetes, Eurotiales, Aspergillaceae.